This is a messenger RNA of Striga hermonthica, 1230 nucleotides long. NCBI's taxonomy places the organism in Eukaryota, Viridiplantae, Streptophyta, Magnoliopsida, Lamiales, Orobanchaceae. The record is from the annotation of a GenBank genome assembly.
AUGUCGAUUUCAGUACUUCGCGCAAAGCACCAACAAGACAUGGAAAAUUUGACUCUGACUUCACAACCUUUCAAGACAUUAAAACUUUUCAUUUUGGCUGUUAGACAGUAUCUUAAACGAUCGAUUGCAUAUCUUUUAUCACAUUUCGGUUUACUGGUGGUGUUGAGUGCUGCUGUUGUGAUCCCCAGCGUACUACUAGUGACUGUUGAUGGUCCACAUGAGAAGCAUGUUGAUGAAGUUUUACGUUAUGUGCGAUUUGGACUGUGGUGGGUGGCCCUUGGUGUUGCGUCAUCCAUUGGACUUGGAUCUGGAUUGCACACUUUUGUACUCUAUCUGGGACCUCACAUUGCUCUGUUCACUAUAAAAGCCAUACAAUGUGGCCGAGUAGACAUCAAGAGUGCCCCGUAUGACACGAUACAAUUGAAAAGUGGUCCUUCAUGGCUUGGAAAAGAUUGUGCCGAUGUUGGGCCCCCGUUGUAUCCAUCUACGCAUGGCGUAAGGAUUCCCCUGAGUACCAUAUUGCCCCAGGUUCAGUUAGAGGCAAUUUUGUGGGGCCUUGGUACUGCACUGGGUGAGCUCCCUCCAUACUUCAUUUCGAGAGCAGCUCGCAUGUCCGGUGGUACAGUAGAUGCUGUGGAGGAAUUAGGUUCCUCAACAACGGAAGACGACGGUUUUGUGUCUGCUCAACUUGUUAAAUUCAAGCGCUGGUUCUUGUCCCAUGCACAAUACCUAAAUUUCUUCACGAUUCUAAUUCUUGCUUCGGUACCAAAUCCUUUAUUCGACCUAGCAGGAAUAAUGUGCGGGCAAUUUGGAAUUCCUUUCUGGGAGUUUUUCCUUGCUACCAUGAUCGGCAAAGCAAUUGUCAAGACUCACAUACAGACGCUGUUUAUUAUCUCCGUGUGCAACAACCAACUUCUUCACUGGCUGGAAAAUGAAUUCCUAUGGGUGCUUAGCUUUAUGCCGGGUUUUAGUUCAAUCUUGCCAGACCUUAUUUCCAAGCUUCACUUGAUGAAGGAGAAGUACUUGGCCACCAAGCCUCAUAAUCCUUCGGAUGUCGAGGUUAAAAAAUGGGAUUUCUCGCUCGCUUUUGUUUGGAACACUGUCGUUUGGAUCAUGCUGCUCAACUUUUUCGUCAAGAUCGUGAAUGCAACCGCGCAACGGUACCUAAAGAAACAGCAAGAUAAGGAAAUAGCCGCUUUGAAGAACAAGUCGUCCACGCACUCGGAAUAA